UUUCCCAACAAAGAUAGGAGUGCAACCAGAAUGAAGCAAGGAUCCAGCCAAGCAGUUUUAAAAUGGAAAAUGAAGGUGCCUACCCUCGAUGUGAGUGUCAGUGUGUUGGAUCCAAUACUGUCCGAGGCUGACCUCUCAGCCUCUAAUCUACUAAAGGUAACUUUGGAGACAGCCUACUCUGUCCCAGACUCAUGGAUGCUGCCAUCCGGCCCUGCUCCCACUACCUUCACAUACACUGCCGCCCUAGAGAUCCCUCUUACUGCAGACCAAGACCAAGUGCUAGUGUUCCCUGAAGGGCAGCUGAAGGCAGGGGGGCAGGGAGAAGAAAAGGAACGUCAGAAGAAGAGGCCCCAUAGGGACACACUAGCUCCAGAGAACCACUUCCUGCCUGGAGUCUUUUUCAAGCCAGAGGAAAUUGAUCAGGAGGAUGGUGAGCUGACUGCUCGAGAGGACCGGGCAUUUCGUGAUGAGGCAGAGACCACGAAGAACAGAGUGAGCUGGGACACAGAGAUGUACUGCUUUCUGGACGCAGGGGGAACUACAAGGCUGAAGCAAAGGAUAACUAAGAGCAGAUUGUGGCCAGUGGAGAUCAUGAGGUCAUUGGCUCCAUUAUCAAAGUUAGGUGCUGAGGACUCAGAAAUCCCCUACCAUGGUUUGGCAUUUAUAGACUUUGGGCAGCUGCUGUAUCCUGGAGUCCAGCGAAUCCGAGGAGCAUACAGCGUUCAGCCUUUCUCUGAGGAAGAUUUGCUGAAUAAGGCCAAGCGAAGCAUCAGUGUUUUAAAGGAAAAAGCUAAGGAAGCUGCCAGCCAGGCCAAAGAUAUUGUCAGCUCUAACAAAGCAGCAAAGAACAUGAAUGGAAGCAACAAGGGACCCACAGAUUCCAAUGAGCAAGGCAAAAAGAUGUAUGUGGAGGCCAGAACUUAUAUUAUCAUUGAGAUAGCCUUGGAGAAACCGCUGGUACCAAAACCAUCACCAGAAGAGCUAGCCCAAAGGGUGACGGCAUUGAUCCCUCCCAAACCUAAACGUCCAGCUGGUCCUAGUAGAGCAGAAAGAGCUGUGCUGGACUUCCACAGGCAGGUAGCAAACACGGUGUCCCAUGUUUCAGAACAGUGUGAGGAACUAUUUGGAACAAGUUGUGAAAUUCCCCAAGACGACAGCUUGGAGAAAAUGAAGAUUCAGUUGAUAGGAGCGCUCAAUGACUCUGGGAGAUACUUUGUCUUCAAGGAACAAAUGAAGCAUGCGGUGGUGAGGAUCGUACGUGACAAGAUGAGGCGGACAGAGCCGUUCACGGAUGAUCAACAGCUGAAGGAAUUUGCCAGCAAACUCUAUGUCUACCUGGUUGAUGAGAUGCACGUUGCUAUGAGCAAGAUUUAUUCUCCAGAUGCUGUUGAGGGCUACCCAGAUAACAUCCAGUUACACUGUUCUCAGCUCUCACAUUUUGCCAGAGAGGCACAGCUUACUGGGAAUUACGAGCAGGCUGCAUAUUACUGGAAAGAGCUAGUGGUCAGGCACCCAAAUGAGCCCACCUAUAUGUUUGAGUGGGGGGGCCUGUACAUGCUGACCGGAGACUACCUGAAGGCAAAAGAGUGUUAUCAUGAUGCUGUGUCUAUCGACCAAGUGCACCAACCCAGCCUGAUGAUGUGUGGGGUAUUGGCAGUGAUGUUUGAGCAUUACAGUGAGGCCCAGACUUUCCUUGAGCGAGCCACCAGCCUAGACCCUCUCAGCGUGGUGGCCUGGACACUGCUGGGUUUGUUCCAUGCGGGUCAGAACGACUCCAUCCAGGCUGAGAGGGCUUUUAUGGAAGCCACAAAGCUGUUGAAUGCAGAAGAGGCAAAAAAGCAAGAGCAGAGCGAGGAGAAGGGGGAGAAAGACAAGGAGAAGAAACACGAAGAGGAAGAGAACAAGCAGGAGGCAGAUGAAACAACAAACUCUCCCAGAGUUAUGCAAGAACUUGUUGACCAGGAUUCAGAGAUGCACAAAGAAGAGCCUCCAGCACCGAGUGUCAGCUUGAAAUCAGCUCCUGCUACUAUUUACACACAGACCAUCCAAUUCCUGCUGCAGAACAAUGCACUGCAGAUGGCAGAAGUCGCUCUAUCCGAGGAGCUCCUAUGUUCAGAUGGCGGUCGCAGUGCUUCCUACUUCAUUCAUCUGGCCCAGUUGCAGCUGCUUAAAGCAGACUACUGCAGUGCUGCUGCCAACCUCAAAGAGGCACUGUCCAGCAUAGAUCAGGAUCCUGAUGCAUGGGCUUGGAAUGGUCACUGUCACUAUCUACGAGGGGAGUUCCAUGAGGCUGAGGAGAGCUACGAGUGGAGCUUCAAAUUCCAGCAGAAGCCAUCAGACUCUCACAUUGUCUUGCUCCGCCUGGGAUCCAGCUACUUUAUGCAGGAGAAGUUUCAGGAAGCCAAGGUUGUGUACCUGCAGGCCUGUGAACAGUCUCCAUCCUGCCUGACCUGGCUAGGCCUGGGCGGUGCAUGUUACCGGUUGGAGGAGUUUUGUACAGCUGAGGAAGCUUUGACUGAGGCCAACCAUUUGGACAACCAGAAUGCAGAGGUCUGGGCUUACCUGUCUCUCAUUUGCCUCAAGUCUGGCAAAAAGGAGGAAGCAGAGAAGUUUUAUAAAUAUGCAAUACGGUUCAACCUACAGAUGGAGUCACUCCACAAAGAGUUUGAAAAGUUGAAGAAUCAGCUUCGCUUCCAUCAUCUGGAGUCAUGCUUUGAAAGAAGCACUGAAGCAAAAGAAUAAAUCAUAUGUCCAAGUAUGUACACAUUA
This is a messenger RNA of Haplochromis burtoni (Burton's mouthbrooder), 2769 nucleotides long. Its product is annotated as cilia- and flagella-associated protein 70. Gene Ontology annotation, biological process: cilium movement; cilium assembly. Gene Ontology annotation, molecular function: protein binding. Gene Ontology annotation, cellular component: motile cilium; extracellular exosome. NCBI's taxonomy places the organism in Eukaryota, Metazoa, Chordata, Actinopteri, Cichliformes, Cichlidae. The record is from RefSeq and is a predicted model, not a curated record.